GAGAGCGUGCCCGUGUGUGCGCGUGACGGAGAGGAGAGGGUUGCCGUUUCUCUGGGUGACGUCACAACUUUUCCUGAAAGUCAAAACAACCGUUGGCUGCGGUAACGGCAGCCUGCGUCGCUUCUGGGAAAUUUCGUUUGAUGUGGCUUUAACCGAUCACUUCUACACCGUUUACAGGCGACGGUUGGCCGGGGCUGGACGGUUUAGCUUAGCCUUACGUUUUGUUUGCCGAUCAGCCUAGCUUAACGUCACUUAGCCCUCUGAGAAGGGAGGAAAAACAUAACCUGAGCGGUUUAUGCCCAGCAGGUGCACGGGAAUCCCACCGCACCUGCCGCUACAGGCUGAGUCACUGCUGGUGAAGAGGAAGGUCUGGAGAGGGAACGAGUGAGGAGGAGGAGGAGGUGGAGGAGGAGGGGGAGAAGAAGAAGGGAAGGAGGCAGGGAGAUAAGCCACAACAGGAAGCAAAACGACACGCAAAACACACACACACUGCGUGUUUGUGUGUGUGUCUGAGAGAGAGACUGCGCGAGUGAGCGAGCGAACGAGAGGGUGAACGGGAAAGGAAGGGAGGGAGAGUGACGCGGAGGCUGGGAGAGCCGGCCCCCCCUCUCCUCCUCUCCCUCUCUUUCUCUCCUCUCCUCCUCUCCUCUCCUCCCCUCCUCCCUCUCUCUCUCUGUGGAGCAGGCGUGUAGCGGCAUCAGACUCGGCGUGAAGGAACCAUGAGCGAUGUCACCAUCGUUAGAGAGGGAUGGCUCCAGAAACGGGGUGAAUACAUAAAGAAUUGGCGACCACGAUACUUCCUGCUGAAGACAGACGGCUCUUUCAUCGGUUACAAAGAGAAACCUCAGGAUGCAGACCUGCCCUAUCCGCUAAAUAACUUCUCUGUAGCAAAAUGUCAACUGAUGAAAACAGAGAGGCCAAAACCAAACACCUUCAUCAUACGCUGCCUACAGUGGACAACUGUCAUCGAGAGGACCUUCCACGUGGACACUCCUGAUGAAAGAGAUGAGUGGACAGAGGCCAUCCAGAUGGUGGCCGAUAAACUGCAGAGACAAGAAGAAGAAAGGAUCCAGUGCAGCCCCACCUCAAACAUCGACAAUAUGGUAGAGGAAGAGAUGGACAUCUCCACCACACACCACAAACGCAAGACAAUGAGUGACUUCGACUACCUGAAGCUGCUAGGGAAGGGAACCUUUGGUAAAGUGAUUCUGGUCCGAGAGAAGGCCAGUGGGAAAUACUACGCCAUGAAAAUUCUUAAAAAAGAAGUCAUAAUAGCCAAGGAUGAAGUGGCACACACACUCACAGAGAGCAGAGUACUGAAAAACACCAGACAUCCCUUUCUCACUUCGCUGAAGUAUUCAUUCCAGACUAAAGACCGCCUCUGUUUCGUAAUGGAGUAUGUAAACGGAGGAGAGCUGUUUUUCCAUUUGUCCAGAGAGCGAGUGUUCUCAGAGGAACGCACGCGCUUCUACGGCGCCGAGAUCGUCUCCGCUCUCGACUACCUGCAUUCAGCCAAGAUUGUGUACCGGGACCUCAAGUUAGAGAACCUGAUGCUUGAUAAAGACGGCCACAUCAAGAUCACUGAUUUUGGCCUCUGCAAGGAGGGCAUCACAGACGCUGCUACGAUGAAAACCUUCUGCGGCACGCCAGAGUAUCUCGCUCCCGAGGUCCUGGAGGAUAAUGACUACGGCCGGGCGGUGGACUGGUGGGGUUUGGGCGUGGUGACAUAUGAAAUGAUGUGCGGCCGACUGCCCUUUUAUAACCAAGACCACGAGAAGCUGUUUGAGCUCAUCCUCAUGGAAGACAUCAAGUUUCCCCGCACUUUGUCAGCCGACGCCAAGUCUCUGCUGUCCGGCCUGCUCAUAAAAGACCCCAACAAACGGCUCGGUGGAGGACCAGAUGAUGCUAAAGAAAUAAUGAGACACAGUUUCUUCAUUGGAAUUGACUGGCAGGAUGUCUACGAUAAAAAGCUGGUCCCUCCCUUCAAGCCUCAGGUGACGUCAGAGACAGACACCAGAUACUUCGACGAGGAGUUCACAGCCCAGACCAUCACAAUAACUCCCCCCGAAAAAUUCGAUGAGGAUGGAAUGGACUGUUUGGACAACGAGAGACGACCGCAUUUCCCACAGUUCUCCUACUCGGCCAGUGGGCGGGAAUGACCUGGCUGCCGUCGCUGCUGGUCUCUGGGGUGGUCAAUGUGGGACUAAAUGCUCCACAGUUCAGAUCCAGUCUGACUGGAAGGAUUUGACCUUUCACCCCCCCACGCCCCCACUCUUCUUCCUCUCCCUUUCACCUCUCCUCUCUCUCUAUUGUUUGUAUUUUUCACAUUCUUGUGAAUCCCGUUCUAGAGAGAUGUGUUGUGACCGGUACAAACGUCUCGGUAAAUGUCUCCUCUGAUCCUGCACUGUGACUCCUCUGAUCCCCGAUAUCAGUUGCAGUGUAAUGUCCCUUUAAUGAAGGGAGCAUCGACGGUGACCUGCUGUGUUUUGACAUGUGAGGCUCCUGUCAAACCUGUAUCUAAAAACCAAACAUCAUGUUAGUAAUCAGAAGCAUUUUAAAGACAAUGUUUGUGACUUCUUCUCUUUACAGUGGUGAUAUAGCAAAUUAAGACCCAAACUGCCGUUACUGGUUGUAUCUCAGGCUUUUGCAAACAGACCGAUACGCAGACUUAGACGCUCAUACACGUCUGAUUUCUGUCCUCACAUUAAUAAUUCUGGGAUCGACUGAGGCUCUGAGAAAACCGUUGAAAACUCAACAAUGAGCAGAAUCUCAUCCACCUCAUAGUGUAGACAGACUCGAGCAGGAUUUGACUCAGGUUUUGCUCAGUGCAAUUCAUUAUAUAGUUGCUGCUACUUCAACUACUACUCCAACUACUACAGGUACUACAACUACUCCUACUUCUACUGCUACUACUAAAACCCGGUGCUACACUACAGGCUCACAGCUGCAGGUCAUUAUACAGGCGCCAGCAAAACAGUGUCCAUGCUCGGACAGCUAUGCUAUUACUCCUAAUGUACAGCUAUUACACAUCAGCUCUUUAGAUUAAGACGAAAACAUGUUAUUACCGUGUGUGUGUGUGUGUGUGUGUGUGUGUGUUUGCGCGUGUGUGUGAUAAUGUUAUGAAUUUGAGAUCAGGAACACAUCUCAACACACAGCAGGUCGGGAAGCUGAUGCUUCCAAAUCAUUAGCUUUACAACAUUACCCAAAAUGCAGUGCAGUACUCAAUGCAGAGGUGAAGAUGAGAGGAAAACAGUUCGCUUGAUUGUACGCCCAAAGUUUUUUCUCUUCUUUUCUUUUCUUCUUCUUUUUUUUUUUUUUUUUUUUUUAAUUUUUUUUUAAGUCCCUCUGAGUCUAAAUCCUUAUCCCAAAAGGGAAAACAAAACAUGAAACGGUACUUUGUGUCCAUGUUGGAAAGCUUUACUGUGACAUAUUGUUAUCAUGGCUUGGGAACCACACGACUGUACCUCUCUGUGUUUGUGCAGGGGAAAUCCAAAGUUGGAGAUUUGACACUGGCUGAGAUGAGAGAGUACAGGUGAAAUCUCCAAGAAUGAUAAGAUAUGGAAUAUUUAUAAUGUGAUAACUUAUAAUGUAUUGAUAAGUGUGGAAACAUGGGUCAGUGCAGCUGAUCUUCUGUUUCCUGUGGGUUUUCUUAUUAAGGGUUUUGGGUUUAUUAAGAGUUUAAAAAAAAAAAGACAUUAUGGUCCAUGUUGAGGUAUGCAUCAACAGUUAUGGGUUUACACCAAUCACAGCAAUUGCUAUAAUAUAUAUGUUCUAUUUAUUGUUCUACUUAUUGGUUUUAUAUUUAACUUUUUCUAUUGUUACAUUAUUCUAUAAAAAAAAAAAAUAUUGUUAUUUCUUAGGGCUGAGUGAAAAAAAUGGCACCUCAAGAAAAAAAAUGGCUUAAGAAUGUAGGAGGGAAAGCAGAUAGCCUUCCUGCUCCAUUGUUUGUGUUAACGAUGUUGGUUUGUUUUUGUGUUGUUUUGUGACCAAAAUGUGACAAUGACGAGGUGACGGCACACAUUAAAGACAGAAGAUGAAAGAAAACAUUUGAAAAGAGGAAUCUGACCCGGAGGGUUAUUGUUAUUAUUUUUACUCAGACUCGUCCAGCUGUAAGCGAUCAUCUCACCCAUAGUUUUAUGGAAUCACAGGUGUGUGUGCAGGUGAAGGCAGAGUUCAGAUUGAAAGGUGAGGUGAAAGUCGAGCAGAAAGAACAGAAGUGCAGUGUAGAAGUUUUAAUCUACAGUGGUAAAGAGAAAAAAAACACUCAGUAAUGAAGCUGUAAAUGCUACUGUUUAAGUAAGUGUGUCCAGAUAGAGCGGUGGAGAAGUUUUACAAAGUGUUGGAAACAUGAAAUGUCAGCUUGAAAGGCGGUGCAGAGGAGCCAGUCCAUGUCAGUUCAGAGGAUUUUAGAUAAAAGAAGACAUUACAUCCAUUUAAAGGUAAAAACCAGUGUAAACCACCCAAAAGCGUCUCCGUCUUUAAAGUGUGCUGUCAUCUCUCUGGUCUGGACCUUGUUUGUGGUUGUUCAGUCGUCAUGUCUUCCAGUCUGACCAACAACAUUUCAAUCCCCUCAGUUUUCUCUGUCUUCAGCCGCCGAGUGAGCCUUAUGGUUUAGCUCUGAAUAAGUCAAAAACUCCUACAUCCACGACUUCAAAAUCAACAUUUUUGCCAGUUAUUUUCCUUCAAAUUCAUAUCCAAAUAAACAAUAUGUGUUCAUGUCCUUGGAAGGAAGAUGUCACAUGACAUGAAUUAGAGUACAAGGGGAUGUGCUCUUAUUAGGAAUAGAAAAUUGCAUUCCAAUAUAUUUAUUUGAAUGUUUUAUUAUAAUUAUUGAUGGAUAACUUGAAUUUUCUUUUCUAUUUAAUUUAUUUGUUGUCAUUGUUUUGGAGUUUAGGAUUAAGGGGGUGUAGUUGUGUUUUAUUCUGCAGUCUUCAGAGAUUUUGUUCUGAAAAAUAAAUGCCUCCUCUUUUUUUCUUUACAAAUAUUCUAAUAUGACACAUUACCUAAUUUUCCGCUGCUCUUAAUUCCAUACGCUUUAUUCUUGCACAUCCGUUCAAUUGCUCUUAGCUAGCAAAGACGCUUUAUGGCAGAAAGAAUAAAAGGAUGGCGCCGGCCUGCAUGCUGUAGUCCUCCUCUGUCCACACUGUCAGUCCUGAGUCAACGUGGCACUCAGAAGUCUUAUGAAAAAUACUUUUCUGCCAUUGAUCAAUUGAGCCUGUCUGGCACCGCUGAAGCAGUCGAAUAGUUCAAAAAUGAGUACAAAUCCCACCCAGCUGGCGUCCUCGACAGGCUCAAGCAAACGCUCAAGAGUAUUUGGAAGGAUUUCAGCUUUGAUUUGACCCAGGUCCACGAGCAACUGAGGAGUUCUAGCUGUAUGUGCACGCUUAACGCCAAAAUCAUUAGAAACCAGAGUUCAUAAAACACCGCUUUGUAGCUUUGGCCACAGCACUUUCCUCAUCCACCACUUUUUAUAGGAUUCAGAGGAAUCUGAUUCAGCCCUGCUUUAAAGGAACAUUUGAGCUUUUUUUAUGUUUUUAAGAAAAUGAGAAUUUGAAAGCACAUCUCCCCUCCACAUACCACUGUUAGCUUUGAUGUUGCUCCGACGUGAGCUGUCAAAAACCUGGAUGACUACGUCCCAUAUGCCACAAAUGUCCGGGCUCAGGCAAAAAUAAGUCAAAUGUGGAGUGGGCUGCGAAUCACACUCACUGGGAAUUUUCAGUAAAUUGGUCAGUCUGUGAAUGUUUGAAGGGAAGAAGAAAACUCCCCUUGCAGCUUCACUAAUGUCACCGACUCCUUUUGCUUUCAAAACUAUUCCUUCAACUCUCCUUCACAGAAAAAAAAAGCAGCUGCUUUCCAGGCCCUAUCUGAGUCAAGGGUCAGAGGUCACAGGAAGCAAAUGUGUCCUGUAUUUACUGGUAGUGGAGAAGGCGGGGCUUAGUAAUCUUCAUCAAUGUGGGUUGCGUCUUAAAAACUAGGGCUGUGAAUUAGCCGUGGGCACUCUGGAGUACAGGAGAACUCUUUUUAUGAACAAACCGAGGUGGAGCUGAAAUUCAGUUCCAGCCUCAGUACAGCUUUACUAGUUCCCUCGACUUGUACGUCUGACGCUGCACCGACGGCGUUCACUCCUAAGCUGCUGCUGUUUGUACUACACAUCUAUCACUCAACAGAUCUGACUCCAGUAGUAUUUAAAUAUGUUCAAACCUUUCAAAGACCUCAGCUGCUCUGUAUAAAACUCGCCUGUUGUUAAUGAACCGACGGCAUCAGCCAGAAAUCACAAACAGUGCUCCGCCUGGCGUUUACUGCAGAUAAUAAGUGAACGGCUCGAGUAUUUGGAAGGAUUUCUGAAAAUAUUUGACCUCAUGUCUGCGACAGGAUCCCUCCCCCUCUGUUCUCUCUCUGGUACUCGUCUAUUAUCAUUAAUAACACCAACAAGCAUGAGAUGCAUUUAUUUACAACGAGCAAAGAAAAACGGCAAAUGUAAAAAAAAUAUUACCGAGUGUAUCUGAUUUUUAAUUUCAUGUCCACGUCCAUCUACUGUAGCUUUACAGUUGUGUGAGCCUUCUCUGGACAGCCGCCAGCUGUUCAGAGCAGGCCAUGUUUCCCAAAAGCGCUGUAAUACUGAAGUCAGUGGAGCAGAGAUGAUGUUGACUCUGAGACAGUGUUGGGAAACCCAGCGGAUCCGCAAAGAGUCACAGAAAAGCAGAUCAAACAGCCUUUUUCUGUCCCUCAUGCUGUCAGGAUGCAGUGCUGCUGGCCAGUGAGGCCACGAGGAUGUGAAAACAACAAAAUACCAUCAACAUGAAGCUGUUUUUUACACUGUACAUCCUUAGUAUUUUUACACAUGAAAUGUAUAUGAUAGGGAUGCACAUUAUUUUCCUUCUUACAGACAGCUUCAAUAAAGCACUAUGUCAAUCUGC
Molecule: messenger RNA, 6917 nt
Organism: Sphaeramia orbicularis (orbiculate cardinalfish)
Lineage: Eukaryota; Metazoa; Chordata; Actinopteri; Kurtiformes; Apogonidae
Gene: akt3a
Product: v-akt murine thymoma viral oncogene homolog 3a
Exons: 14
Coding region: 720-2159 (479 amino acids)
Biological process (GO): protein phosphorylation
Molecular function (GO): ATP binding; protein serine/threonine kinase activity
Source: RefSeq, a predicted model, not a curated record